AUUUCUGUUGUUCAUCUCUUUUACUAAAAACGGCGUCGGAUCUAUAAUUUAGCAGUAAGGAUUCAUUAUUCUUAUUUCCUCCCUCCUCUCCCUCUCCGGUGACCCCUCUCUCUGAUUUUGUAAGGGGUCGCCUCUAAAUUCCGCGGUAUUUGAAUCCUUUAGGGAAAUUGAUAUGUCGGAGAUGGCGAACACAGAUCCGGAGGGUCUCGACGGAGUGCGUAUGCCAUGGAACGUAUGGCCGCGCACCAAGGUCGAGGCGAGCAAGUGCGUGAUCCCACUCGCCGCCUCCAUCUCACCGAUCCGCCCCCACCCGGACAUCCCCACCCUCCCUUACGCGCCCCUCAGAUGCAAGACCUGUUCAGCCGUCCUCAACCCCUUCUCGCGGGUGGACUUUACCGCCAAGAUCUGGAUCUGCCCCUUCUGCUACCAGCGCAAUCACUUCCCACCUCACUACUCCAUGAUCUCCGAGACCAACCUCCCCGGCGAGCUCUACGCCCAGUAUACCACUGUGCAAUAUUCCCUCCCCCAAAAUCCUGACCCUAAUCUCGGUCCUUCUCCGCUCUCGCCCGUGUUUUUGUUCAUGCUUGAUACCUGUAUGAUCGAGGAGGAAAUGGGGUUCGUUAAAUCGGCACUAAUGCGUGCCAUCGGGUUGUUGCCGGAGAACGCGCUGGUGGGGUUCGUUUCGUUUGGGACCCAGGUUCAGGUGCAUGAAUUGGGGUUCUCAGACAUGUCCAAGGUGUACGUGUUCAGGGGGAACAAAGAGAUUUCCAAGGAGCAGGUUUUGGACCAAUUGGGGCUUGGGGUUUCGGCCAGGCGAGCUGGCGGAACAGGGUACCAGAAGGGCGUGCCGAAAGGGUUUCUGGAUUCAGGUGUCACACGGUUCUUAUUGCCCGCUGCGGAUUGUGAGUACACGCUCAACGCGUUGUUGGAAGAGUUGGAAACUGAUCAGUGGCCUGUUCCGCCGGGGUGUCGGGCAUCGCGGUGCACGGGAGUGGCUUUAAGUGUUUCAACAGGAUUGCUUGGAGCCUGUUCCACUGGCACUGGUGCUAGAAUUAUAGCUCUAGUUGGUGGUCCUUGUACAGAAGGGCCUGGCACGAUUAUAUCAAAAGAUCUAUCAGAUCCAGUACGAUCACAUAAAGAUCUUGACAAGGAUGCAGCACCUUAUUUUAAGAAAGCAGUCAAAUUCUAUGAAAAUCUUGCAAAUCAGCUGGUUAGCCAGGGUCACGUUUUGGACCUUUUUGCUUCUGCCCUCGAUCAGGUUGGGGUUGCAGAAAUGAAAGUUGCAGUCGAAAAAACUGGUGGCCUUGUUGUUCAAGCUGAAAGUUUUGGUCAUUCUGUAUUUAAAGAUUCUUUCAAGCAGGUAUUCGAAGAAGGGGAGCAGUCUCUGGGCCUUUGUUUUAAUGGCACACUAGAGAUCAAUUGUUCAAAGGACAUUAAAAUCCAGGGGAUAAUUGGGCCUUGCACAUCGUUGGAAAAGAAAGGACCUGCUGUUGCUGAUACAGCCAUUGGGGAAGGUGGUACAACAGCAUGGAAAUUGUGUGGUCUUGAUAAAAGUACUUGCUUGACGGUGUUUUUUGAUCUUUCAUCAAGUGAUCGAUCAAAUACCCCAGGAACUGUAAAUCCCCUGUUGUACUUGCAGUUUCUCACUAGUUAUCAAAACCCCGAAGGUCAAUUAAUACUUCGAGUGACAACCAUUAGUAGAGGAUGGAUAGAUAGUGCAGUGAGCUCAGAGGAAUUGGUACAAGGAUUUGAUCAGGAGACUGCUGCUGUGGUAAUGGCAAGAUUGACUUCCCUGAAAAUGGAGACAGAGGAAGGGUUUGACGCUACAAGGUGGUUGGAUCGGUCUCUCAUUCGUCUCUGUUCUAAAUUUGGUGACUACCGGAAGGAUGAUCCAGCGUCUUUUACAUUAAAUCCUUCUUUUUCAUUGUUCCCUCAGUUUAUGUUUAAUCUGAGAAGAUCACAAUUUGUACAGGUUUUUAACAACAGUCCAGAUGAGACUGCCUAUUUCCGCAUGUUGUUAAACAGGGAAAAUAUCACAAAUGCUGCUGUUAUGAUUCAACCGUCUUUGAUAUCCUAUUCAUUCAAUUCACUGCCUGCUCCAGCAUUGUUGGAUGUGGCUUCCAUUGCAGCGGACCGUAUUCUCUUGCUGGAUUCCUAUUUCAGUGUUGUAAUUUUCCAUGGAAUGCAAAUAGCUCAGUGGCGUAAUGCAGGAUAUCAUAAUCAGCCAGAACACCAGGCAUUUGCACAUCUAUUGCAAGCUCCUCAUGAUGAUUCCCAGGUGAUCAUUCGGGAACGAUUCCCUGUCCCUAGAUUGGUGGUAUGCGAUCAGCAUGGCUCCCAGGCUAGAUUCUUAUUGGCAAAAUUGAACCCAUCAGCUACAUACAAUAAUGCUAAUGAGAUGGCUGCUGGGUCAGAUGUGAUCUUCACAGAUGAUGUGAGCCUUCAAGUCUUCUUUGAGCAUCUUCAGAGGCUGGCUGUGCAAUCUUGACAGCAGGCAAGGGUCGAGAGUUAUACAUCUAGGGGUUUUGUUUCAAGUAAAAUUCCCAGUCUGGUUUCGGUUUCGUCCUGCUCAUUCGGGUUCUCCCUCUCUUUCCCUUGUUUUUAAAGAUUCAGACCCUGGGUUAUUUAAAAAAUAAGGACAGCCUAGGUUUAUUCUUUGGGGUAUCUGGGGAGGUAUUGCUUCCUUAUAAGAAUAAGGGAGGGACAAAGAUGUCGGUUGAGUUCUGAAUUAUGGGAAAGGAAAGGUAUGAUGAUAAUGUAAGUUAAAGGAUUCAGCAGGGGAGCCAAUCAGGAAGAUAUAUUUGUCUAAAGAUAUUCUUUUUUCCAUCUUUACAUUUUUGUAUUAACCCAAAUCAGAAGUAUGCCAUGUGUAUCUAAAUUUUAAAGUUAUAUAUACUCGAUGGAAUUGAUGCUCCUUGUUUGGACA
Molecule: messenger RNA, 2926 nt
Organism: Juglans microcarpa x Juglans regia
Lineage: Eukaryota; Viridiplantae; Streptophyta; Magnoliopsida; Fagales; Juglandaceae
Product: protein transport protein SEC23-like
Exons: 12
Coding region: 173-2488 (771 amino acids)
Biological process (GO): COPII-coated vesicle cargo loading; intracellular protein transport; COPII-coated vesicle budding
Cellular component (GO): endoplasmic reticulum exit site; COPII vesicle coat
Molecular function (GO): zinc ion binding; GTPase activator activity
Source: RefSeq, a predicted model, not a curated record